ACCGAUCAUUGGAUUUAUCAAACUCUACGCACAAUUAUACCAAACUAGUAUAGUUCAUCUUGUUGUUUCGUUGUAAUUUAAUACGCAAACUAUAAUAAAUAUAUAAUCCAAAUAAAGGUACCAACAAUUUGCUAGCCUCAACGUGGCGGUCGUCCAGCGCUGAGAGGAUCAAAGGAUGAACUAUAAACUUCCAUGUGUCGCAUUUUCAUCACGCCAAGCUGGGGGACACUAAGAAAAAAGCUAAAGCUAGGAGAUUUUUUCAUAAAUAUUGAAAAUUACGAGGGUACUUUCACCAAAGUAAAAAUUAAUCUGUUAUUCUGUUAUCUUUUUUGCGGUAAAUUCCUGUUUUCUUUUUUUUCUUAAUCUCUUGUUGUUGGUUUCACCAAUAAUGGAACUUCUCCACCAUUCUCGUCUGUUCCCAAGAAAAUCUUGAAACCGAGAAUAAGACGAAUCUCUAGAGAGAAUCACUGAAACCUCUGCUCUCUUUUUUCUCGGAUCGGUAGAGAUGAUGUCGAACCCACGUCUCUUGUUCUACUCUUGCAUUGCAAGAGGAACAGUGAUUCUCGCCGAUUUCUCUUCCAAGGACGAGCCAGAGAUCGAAGCUCUAGCUUUGCGAUGCAUCCAAAACGUGCCUUCUCAUCACUCCAUGAUCUCUCAAACUGUCCGUAAGAGAACAUACGCUUCGAUCAUAGACGGUUUGUUUACCUAUUUCGCCAUUUUAGACGAGGCCGCGACGAAAAAAGAGUCUCUCUGGCUCUUCACUCGGUUGAAAUCAGCCAUGGAGGCUCUGGUUUCAGACGGAUCUGCGUUGGAUAAACCGACACAACACUGUCUCCAAUCAAAACUCGAUCCUGUUUUCGCUGAGAUCGCUGGUGGUGGUAAUAAUAACAACAAGGAUUUGGAACCGGAGUUAGGUUUGGUUGGAUCACCGAGGGAGAUCAAGAAUCCGAGUCUUGAUUCAUCGAAAGAACAGCGCGCGUUGAAGCCGCUUCUGGCAAAGCCAUUGAUGGUGUUGAAGAAGAAUAAGAAGAGAGUUCAGACGGAGGCCAAGAUGGAUGUGGCAGGAGGAGUAAGCGUGAGUAAUAGCAGGGGAUUACCAAGAAACGGGUUGAUUCACGAUCAUCAUCAUAGACAAAAAGCCAAACAGAUUUGGAAGAAACAUGUGUGGGUUGUCUUGAUGUUUGAUGUCUGCAUAUGUCUUGUUCUGUUUGGAAUCUGGCUUUGGGUUUGUCAAGGGUUUCAAUGCAUCCAAGCGUAGAGGAUACUAUCACUCACACUACAGAGUCUUCAUCAUCAAAUCCAUCACUACCAAAAAAGAGCUUCUUCUUUUAUCAUGUUACUAAGUUAUGGUUGAAUUUUCUUUUUUAAAAUCCAAGGUGUUGUUUCCAGGGGCUAAAUGCUGGCUUUACACCUUUGUGAUGAUGUUUACUAUUGUGUGUGUGUUUUGUUUGAAGUUUUUCUUCAUGAUGCUAAAGAAAAAUAGUUUUUGUAAAAAGUAAAUGUAUCUUUCGUUUUCUUGGA
Molecule: messenger RNA, 1521 nt
Organism: Brassica napus (rape)
Lineage: Eukaryota; Viridiplantae; Streptophyta; Magnoliopsida; Brassicales; Brassicaceae
Product: phytolongin Phyl2.1
Exons: 1
Coding region: 506-1258 (250 amino acids)
Cellular component (GO): membrane
Source: RefSeq, a predicted model, not a curated record